AUGACUAGAAAUCAUAUGGCUUCGGCCGCGGCGGUUCAAAUCCGCCUGUCAUCGAUUAGUUUAGUUUAGUUUAGUUUUAUUCUUUUCUUUUCUUUUUGUCCCGUUUUGACUUUCCCAUUUUCUUCCAUGAGGGGUGUCCAUAGCAUGCAGCAAGAUCUUCGUUUUUUCUGUGGUCUGGCCCUUUUUCCCCCUUUCUUUCGCUGGGCGUCCUGGCUGAACGAAGCACAAUCAAGGGCCGGACAUGACAAGAAAACACCAUGUACGAAGAAAGCGAAUGGAUCGGCUAUUGGACCGCGCUCUGAUCAUGUGCCUAUUGGAAAAAGAAGCGGGAUUGAUGUCAGUCAUGGGGGAACAGGACGUUGAAAGAUCAGCAGGACAAUCGGGAGAAGCGAGGUCUUAAUCAAGUCAUGGCGGAUAACCGUUUUGGCUUCUUUUCAUUGAUCGAGAAGGGCCCAGCCACUUAUUAUCAUGCGCCUCAGAAAUGUGGCUGAAAUGACACAC
Messenger RNA from Sodiomyces alkalinus F11, 501 nucleotides. RefSeq lists its product as hypothetical. NCBI's taxonomy places the organism in Eukaryota, Fungi, Ascomycota, Sordariomycetes, Glomerellales, Plectosphaerellaceae. The record is from RefSeq and is a predicted model, not a curated record. The coding region runs from base 145 to 363 and encodes 72 amino acids. The transcript has a single exon.